This is a messenger RNA of Condylostylus longicornis, 3311 nucleotides long. It is a transcript of the gene Iswi, whose product is annotated as chromatin-remodeling complex ATPase chain Iswi. The transcript is spliced from 7 exons. Bases 116 to 3169 code for a protein of 1017 amino acids. Gene Ontology annotation, cellular component: chromatin; nucleus. Gene Ontology annotation, molecular function: nucleosome binding; ATP-dependent chromatin remodeler activity; histone binding. The record is from RefSeq and is a predicted model, not a curated record. NCBI's taxonomy places the organism in Eukaryota, Metazoa, Arthropoda, Insecta, Diptera, Dolichopodidae. Gene Ontology annotation, biological process: regulation of transcription by RNA polymerase II; nucleosome organization.
GAUAAUUGCCUACAAAUUAACAAUUCACUUUAUUCAUAAAAUUAACGCGGCUGUCUGAGAAAAGUUAUUAAUUUAGUAAGAUAAAUAUCAAAAAUAUUGCGAAAAUUAUUUAAAUAUGUCUGCAGUUCCUGAAGGGCCAGGAACGAAUGAAAAUUCUAAUGAUUCUGCUUCUGAAGAAACAUCAGAAUCUGGUGGAAAACGGGAACAUGAAUUUGAUGACAAAAUUGAAAUGGAUAGAGGAAAGAGAUUUGAUUUUCUUUUAAAACAGACAGAGAUUUUUUCCCACUUCAUGAGUGGAGCGAAACCCGGUGGAGGGAAAAAAGGUGCUGUUGGAAGACCGAAAAAAAAAGAUAAAGAAUUUUCAAAAGAAGAUAAUCCAGCCGAUCACCGUCACCGGAAAACCGAACAAGAAGAAGAUGAAGAACUUUUGGCUGAAGAAUUUGCCGAGAAAGCAUUAUUCCGAUUCGAACAGUCACCUGCAUACAUUAAAGGUGGUGAAAUGAGGGAUUACCAAAUUAGAGGUCUGAACUGGAUGAUAUCGUUGUACGAGAAUGGGAUUAAUGGCAUUUUAGCAGAUGAAAUGGGUUUGGGAAAAACUUUACAAACUAUAUCAUUACUGGGUUACUUAAAACAUUUCAAAAAUUUUGCUGGGCCACAUUUGGUAGUUGUUCCAAAAUCAACAUUACAAAAUUGGAUAAAUGAAUUUGCUAAAUGGUGUCCAUCCUUACGAGCCGUUUGUUUAAUUGGCGACGCUGAUACGCGAAACACUUUUAUUCGUGAUGUUUUAAUGCCUGGAGAGUGGGAUGUAUGUGUUACUUCGUACGAAAUGUGCAUUCGGGAAAAAUCAGUAUUUAAAAAAUUUAAUUGGCGGUACAUGGUAAUAGAUGAGGCCCAUCGUAUUAAAAAUGAAAAAUCUAAACUUUCUGAAAUUUUGCGUGAAUUCAAAAGUACUAACCGAUUAUUGAUUACUGGUACACCACUACAAAACAAUCUUCAUGAGUUGUGGUCCUUAUUGAAUUUCUUACUCCCGGACGUUUUUAAUAGUUCCGAAGAUUUUGAUGCUUGGUUCAAUACAAAUUCAUGUCUAGGAGAUAAUCAAUUGAUCCAACGUCUACAUGCAGUUUUACAGCCCUUUUUGUUACGGCGAUUAAAAUCAGAAGUUGAAAAGUCUUUAAAACCUAAGAAAGAAAUAAAAAUUUUUAUUGGAUUGACAAAAAUGCAGCGUGAAUGGUACACAAAAAUCUUACUUAAAGAUAUUGAUGUUGUAAAUGGAGCUGGAAAAAUGGAAAAAAUGCGUUUGCAAAACAUUUUAAUGCAAUUAAGAAAGUGUACAAACCAUCCAUAUUUAUUCGAUGGGGCUGAACCUGGCCCACCAUACACUACUGACGAGCAUUUAGUACAAAAUGGUGGUAAAAUGGUUUUGUUAGAUAAGCUAUUGCCAAAAUUAAAAGAACAGGGUUCGAGAGUUUUAAUUUUUUGUCAAAUGACUCGUAUGUUGGACAUCUUGGAGGAUUAUUGUUGUUGGAGACAAUAUCAGUAUUGUAGAUUAGAUGGCAAGACUGCACAUGAAGAUAGAAAUAGACAAAUCCAGGAAUAUAACUCGGAAAAUAGUGUAAAAUUUAUAUUCAUGUUAUCAACACGCGCUGGUGGUUUGGGUAUUAAUUUGUAUACUGCUGACGUUGUUAUCCUGUAUGAUUCAGAUUGGAACCCCCAAAUGGAUUUACAAGCCAUGGAUCGCGCACAUCGCAUUGGUCAAAAGAAACAAGUGCGAGUAUUUCGUUUAAUUACAGAAAACACUGUCGAAGAAAAAAUUGUGGAACGUGCUGAAAUCAAAUUACGUUUGGACAAACUUGUAAUUCAGCAAGGCCGUCUGGUUGAUAAUAGAAAUCAGUUAAAUAAAGACGAAAUGUUAAAUAUUAUUCGUUUUGGCGCUAAUCAUGUAUUUGCUUCUAAGGAAUCAGAAAUAACAGAUGAGGAUAUUGACACGAUUUUGGAAAGGGGUGAACAAAAAACGGCACAAUUAAAUUCAAAGCUAGAUGAAUUAGGAGAAAGUUCAUUGAGGACUUUCACCUUAGAUAAUAAUGGUGAAGGAAAUACAUCUUUGUAUCAAUUUGAAGGGGAAGAUUAUAGAGAAAAACAUAAACUUAAUGCUAUUGGAAACUGGAUUGAGCCCCCAAAGCGAGAACGCAAAGCAAAUUAUGCUGUUGAUGCUUAUUUCCGUGAAGCUUUGAGAGUAUCUGAGCCUAAAGCUCCUAAAGCGCCUCGACCACCAAAACAACCAAUCGUCCAAGAUUUUCAAUUUUUCCCACCGCGUCUCUUUGAGUUAUUGGAUCAAGAGAUUUACUUUUACCGAAAAUCUUUGGGAUAUCGUGUACCCAAAAAUCCAGAACUGGGUUCUGAGGCUGCUAAAACUCAACGUGAAGAACAAAAAAAAAUUGAUGAUGCAGAACAAUUGAAUGAAGAAGAAAUAAGUGAAAAAGAAUCUCUUUUAACGCAGGGUUUCACUAAUUGGACAAAACGCGAUUUUAAUCAAUUUAUAAAAGCAAACGAAAAAUAUGGCCGCGAUGAUAUUGACAAUAUAGCUAAAGACGUAGAAGGAAAAACUCCAGAGGAAGUGAUUGAAUAUUCACAAGUAUUUUGGGAACGUUGCCAUGAAUUACAAGACAUUGAACGUAUAAUGGCACAAAUUGAAAGAGGAGAGGCUAAAAUACAGAGACGACAAUCUAUUAAAAAAGCUCUGGAUCAAAAGAUGAGUAGAUACCGUGCACCAUUCCAUCAACUGAGAUUGCAAUAUGGUAAUAAUAAAGGUAAAAAUUACUCGGAAGUUGAAGACCGAUUUUUGGUGUGUAUGUUACAUAAAUUGGGCUUCGAUAAGGAAAAUGUGUAUGAAGAAUUGAAAGCCUGUAUACGUGCUUCUCCACAAUUUCGUUUCGAUUGGUUUCUUAAAUCUCGCACUGCUGUUGAAUUACAACGUAGAUGUAAUACACUUAUAACACUUAUUGAACGAGAAAAUCAAGAAUUGGAAGAGAAAGAGCGCCAAGAGAAAAAGAAGAAGUCAACAAAAGGAGCUGGAGGAACACCGUUACAAGCUACUGGACAAAAUAACAAGAGUCAAAAAAGAAAAUCUGAAGUAUUAGUCAACGACAAAAAUAAAAAGAAAAGAAAAUAAACUAAAUUUAACUGCUACGAGAUAAUGUGAAAUUUACCCUAAGUUCAUUUUAAGUAAAAUUUUUAUUUAAGAAAUUUUUUUUGCUGAAAUUUAAUGCAAAUAUUCCAACAUUAAAAAAAAUAAAUUAAAAAAAUAUAAUAGC